AUGAGACCUGUGAGGCUUCCCGCAGCUUUGGCUUUCCGCCGUCGCUAUGUGCCGGCGGUACGGCCAUCGUGGGUCUGCCCAUCAUGCAGCCAUGGCCAGACAUGGCGACAACGGUUCAUGAGCUCCGACAGCAAGAGCGACAAGCCAUACUACGUGACGACGCCGAUUUUCUACGUCAACGCAUCACCGCACGUCGGUCACAUGUACUCGAUGCUCCUUGCCGACGUCCUGAAGCGAUGGCAAGUCCUCAAAGGCCGGCCUGCUGUUCUCUGCACCGGUACCGACGAGCACGGCUCCAAGGUGCAGCAGGCGGCGGCGCGAGGUGGCAUGGCACCCAAGGAGUUCUGCGAUACAACGGCCGAGAAGUUCCGGGACCUGGCGCAGGCGAUUGGCAUGGAUAAUGACCACUUCAUCCGUACGACGGACCCGGACCACAAAGAUGCAGUGCAGUACUUCUGGCACCUUCUGAAGAAGAGGGGCUACAUUUACGAGUCCAAACAUGAGGGAUGGUACUGCGUCAGCGACGAGUGCUUCUAUGCAGCCCAAGAGAUCGAGCGAAAGGUGGUGCCGCAGACUGGGAGGACGGUGAUGGCUUCGAUCGAGUCCGGGAACGAGGUCGAGUGGGUAGAGGAGAAGAACUACCAUUUCCGCAUGACGGCGUUGAAGGGGAGGCUGUUAGAAUUCUACGCGGCAAACCCGGACUGGAUCGUGCCGAGGACGCGUAUGAAUGAGGUGAUCGCCUGGGUGUCGAACAACCUCGAAGACCUCUCCAUCUCGCGGCCGGUACAGAGGCUGGACUGGGGCGUGCGCGUGCCCGACGACCCGACGCAGACCAUCUAUGUAUGGGUUGAUGCGCUCAUCAACUACCUCACCAAGGCAGGCUUCCCCGGGUGGCAACCGGGCCGCGAGCACGAGGGCGGAUGGCCCGCGGACGUGCACGUCAUCGGCAAAGACAUUGUACGGUUCCACGGCGUGUACUGGCCAGCGCUUCUCAUGGCGCUGGACCUGCCGCUGCCGAAACAGUUAUUGACUCACGCGCACUGGACGUUGGGAAAGAGGAAGAUGUCCAAGUCGCUGGGCAAUGUGGUGAACCCGUUCUUCGCGAUUGACCGCUGGGGAUUGGACACAAUGCGAUACUUCAUGAUGCGCGACGGCGGCAUCGAGAAGGAUGCCGACUACGAGAACUCGUUCGUCAUGGCGAGGUAUCACAAGGACCUGCAGUCAACCCUGGGCAACCUAGUGAGCCGAGUCGCUAGGAGCAAGGUGUGGAAGGUCAGGGACUCGGUGGCAUGGGCGGGUGAGAAUAGCGCAUCCUUGGGGCAGAGUUUCACAGAGAGCGAGGCGCUGAAGGCGCUAGUCAACGAGAUGGCGGCCACCAUGUCGAAGCACAUGGACGAACUGGACCCCAACGCCGCAAUACGCAGCGUUUUCAGCGUUCUCGCUGAGACGAACAAGUACAUCUCCGACAGGGCCCCAUGGGAGCUGACCAAUUCAACGAAGACCGAAGACCAGGCCGCACUGCAUGAGAUCAUCUACUUCACCUCGGAGACCGUUCGCUGCGCGGGCAUCCUCCUCCAGCCCAUCAUGCCGGCUAAGAUGGGCACAUUGCUGGACAUCCUUGGUGUUCAGGUCGAUAGGCGCGGGUUUGAGCACGCGGCAUUUGGCGCGGACCUGACGACUGGCGUCGAUUGUAUGACGAGUAUCCAGCAAAUACCUUCUACCAUGGGCUCACUCGCUUUCAACUCCAAUAAGCCAUGGAUUGAGACACCAUGCGUCCGAUCGGCACCCCUCUCCCGCAUAGCAGGAUGCAACAUCUACCUUAAGCUCGAGAACCUCCAGCCGUCGGGGUCUUUCAAGUCCCGCGGCAUUGGGAACUUCAUGGUCCGCGCCGCCGAGUCCGCCCCCGGAGCCGAUGCUCACUUCUACUGCUCGUCCGGCGGCAACGCCGGCCUCGCGUGCGCGACCUCGGCCAUCGCCCUCAAGCGCAAGGCCACCAUUGUCGUGCCUAUGACAACGCCCGCCCUCAUGAUCUCCAAGCUGCGACUCCUGGGCGCACACUGCAUCCAGAUCGGCGAGAACUGGGCCCAGGCGGACCGCUACCUCCGUGAGGAGUUGCUAAUCAACGACCCAGCGGGCGUCUACGUGCCGCCCUUUGAUCACCCGCAUGUCUGGGACGGCGCCUCCACCAUUAUCGACGAGGUGGUAUUGCAGACCCCCCAAGAAGUCGACAUCAACGCAGUGGUGUGCUCCGUUGGCGGUGGCGGCCUGCUCAGCGGCCUUGCGCAGGGCAUCGCCCGGAACGAAUGGUUCGGCCGGCCUACGCCGACGCUGAUGGCGGUCGAGACCGUCGGGGCCGACAGCCUCAACGCCAGCGUGCGCGCCGGAGAGCACGUCACGCUCCCGGGUAUCACGUCCAUCGCGAGCUCGCUUGGCGCCACGCGUGUUGCGACCAAGGCGUGGGAGGUGGCACGCGACACCCCCGGCUUCCACAGCGUGACGGUGACCGAUGCCGAGGCGGCCACGGCCUGCGUGCGCUUCGUCGACGAUGCGCGGUUGGCCGUCGAGGCUUCCUGCGGUGCGACAAUCGCGACGGUGUACAGCGGCACUCUGCGGAAGCAACUGGGCCAUGGCGUAUCGGAUGAGGAGUGGGCGGAGAAGACCAUCGUGCUCAUCGUCUGCGGAGGGUCGAACGUCACCAUGGAGAUCUUGGACGGAUACCGUGCCAAAUUCGGCAUUGCCAUCUAG
Colletotrichum higginsianum IMI 349063 is the source of this 2745-nucleotide messenger RNA. RefSeq names its product Methionyl-tRNA synthetase. The transcript has 6 exons. Gene Ontology annotation, molecular function: ATP binding; pyridoxal phosphate binding; methionine-tRNA ligase activity. NCBI's taxonomy places the organism in Eukaryota, Fungi, Ascomycota, Sordariomycetes, Glomerellales, Glomerellaceae. The coding region runs from base 1 to 2745 and encodes 914 amino acids. The record is from RefSeq and is a predicted model, not a curated record. Gene Ontology annotation, biological process: methionyl-tRNA aminoacylation.